Salvelinus namaycush (lake trout) is the source of this 1426-nucleotide messenger RNA. It is a transcript of the gene mospd1, whose product is annotated as motile sperm domain containing 1. Gene Ontology annotation, cellular component: cytoplasm. Bases 465 to 1121 code for a protein of 218 amino acids. The record is from RefSeq and is a predicted model, not a curated record. The transcript is spliced from 6 exons. Lineage: Eukaryota; Metazoa; Chordata; Actinopteri; Salmoniformes; Salmonidae.
CCUGCAGUAUUGACAAAGAAAAGAACGACAGAAAACAGGGUGGGCUCUGCAAAACAAUACCCCCACAAAUUGACGACAAUAAGUCUCACCACUGAGACUGUUGUUGUUUACCAGGGUGCAGCACUACGUUAUGCUGCUAAGGAGCUGAGGGUGCGUGGGAAGGGCCAUCUGCACGUGAGGGGAGGUUACAAACCUGCAGAGCUUCCAGGGAGAGGGCCCUGCCAGACACAUCUGCAGAGCUUCCAGAGAGAGGGCCCUGCCAGACACAUCUGCAGAGCUUCCAGAGAGAGGGCCCUGCCAGACACAUCUGCAGAGCUUCCAGAGAGAGGGCCCUGCCAGACACAUCUGCAGAGCUUCCAGAGAGAGGGCCCUGCCAGACACACCUGCAGAGCUUCCAGAGAGAGGGCCCUGCCAGACACAUAGGACGAGAGAAAAGGACUGGGGAGUGAGCUCAGCUGGAGCCAAUGCAGCAGCAGAGUGGACAGCCUGAGCUAGUGGAAGGAAGCCUUCCCGUGUUCGUGUUCCCCACAGAGCUUGUCUUCUACGCGGACGAGCAGACCUCCCACAAGCAGGUUCUCACCCUCUACAACCCCUAUGAGUUCGCCCUCAAGUUCAAAGUGCUAUGCACAGCGCCCAACAAGUAUACCGUGGUGGAUGCCACCGGAGCCGUCAAACCACAGUGCUGUGUUGACAUAGUGAUUCGACACAAAGAUGUGCGGGCAUGUCACUAUGGGGUGUCUGAUAAGUUCCGGCUGCAGGUGUCUGAGCAGAGCCAGAGGAAGGCCCUGGGCCGGAAGGAAGUGACGGCCACUCUGAGGCCCUCGGCUGCCCAGGAGCCCCCCAGCCCCCGGCCCCAGGAGGAAGAGCGACAGAUGAGGGAACAGCUAGCAGACAGCGUCUUCUUUGAGCAGACCACCUUCCAGACAGAGAGCCGCUCUCAGUCUGGGGGCCCAAGCCUGCUGACGGUGCUGUUGGGGUUGGUGUGUAUGGCUGCCCUCAUGCUGCCCACACUGGGGGAGCAAGAAUCCACCGUGCCUGUCUACCUCCACUUAAGUGUUACCAAGAAACUUGUAGCUGCUUACGUUCUAGGUCUUCUUACAAUGGUUAUCCUGCGUACAUGAAGUGCUAUGGGGGCUGGAAAGAGAGAACGAGGAGAAGAGGAUACAAAAGAGAAGAGAACAUUCACUCACCCAAGGCAACUACAUGCUUGAAAGGGUAGUGUUGAGGGGGAGGGGGUAUCCGGUCAAUUCCCCCUUCCUCUGUCCCAAAAACAUACAUUUAAUUGUUUUGAAAUAAAAACAUAAUACUGACUGAUGCAGCGGGCACAGAAAUAACAUUGUGGAUGGAGGGCAUUGUGUGGGUCUGCAGCCGUGGGAGGAAGCGUUUGUAUAAAAACAUGGGGGUCAUUAAAUUGUGUUUGACUUCA